AUGCGUACUUUGCUGGUUUUCACACUAUUGUUUGCGAUAUACAGUAUUUCUUUUGCCAUACCAACGAUAUCCAAGUGGAUUGAGUUAGCCGAUUCUAGGUCACCGCGUACCAGACGCCAGUUGGGCAUGAUGGGUCCGAUGGGCAUGAUGAGUGGAAUGGGGUAUCCCUAUGGUGGCAUGGGCUAUCCCAUGGGUAUGGGUUAUGGGCGUUGA
This is a messenger RNA of Haemonchus placei, 213 nucleotides long. NCBI's taxonomy places the organism in Eukaryota, Metazoa, Nematoda, Chromadorea, Rhabditida, Trichostrongylidae. The record is from the annotation of a GenBank genome assembly.